Molecule: messenger RNA, 2791 nt
Organism: Ficedula albicollis (Collared flycatcher)
Lineage: Eukaryota; Metazoa; Chordata; Aves; Passeriformes; Muscicapidae
Gene: ACP1
Product: acid phosphatase 1, soluble
Exons: 6
Coding region: 50-526 (158 amino acids)
Biological process (GO): protein dephosphorylation
Cellular component (GO): cytoplasm
Molecular function (GO): acid phosphatase activity; non-membrane spanning protein tyrosine phosphatase activity
Source: RefSeq, a predicted model, not a curated record
UAAAGCGAGGCGCGGGCUGCGCGACAGCCGCGAGGUCCUCUGAGCGAAGAUGGCGGCGGGGGAGGCGAAGUCGGUGCUGUUCGUGUGCCUGGGAAACAUCUGUCGUUCUCCAAUAGCUGAAGCAGUUUUCAGAAAACUUGUAAGUGAUGAAAAGCUUGAACAUAAGUGGAGGAUAGACAGUGCAGCGACAUCUGCCUAUGAAAUAGGAAGCCCUCCUGACUAUCGAGGACAGAAUUGCAUGAAGAAGCAUGGCAUUACCAUGAGUCAUAUUGCCAGGCAGAUUACCAAAGAGGAUUUCCAGACCUUUGAUCAUAUACUUUGUAUGGAUGAGAGCAAUUUAAGAGAUUUGAACAGGAAAAGCAACCAAGUUAAAGACUGCAAGGCCAAAAUUGAGCUACUUGGAACUUACGAUCCACAGAAACAGCUUAUUAUUGAAGAUCCGUACUAUGGGAAUGAAAAGGACUUUGAAACUGUUUACGAGCAGUGUCUUAGAUGCUGUAAAGCAUUUUUGGAGAAGUAUCAUUAAUGCUUCAUCAUAUAAUUUCUAAAAAAAAAUACUUAGCUUCUCCUGAAAUGUGUAAAAUUUACUUGAUUGAUGUAUUUAAAUUGUAAAAUUAUGCCUCUAUGUUCAGUACUUCCUCAGUUUAAUUUUGUAUUUUAGCUGUUUUGUCAUCUAAUGAAAAAAUAUAGAAAGGUUUCAAUUGGAUUACAUGAUCAACCAUUUUGUCACACAUCAAUGUAGUUAUAAAGUAUAUAAUUCAGGAUAAAUUUUUCUGUAAAUUCUUCCAUUGCUUUCUCACAAGCACUGUAAAGGUAACACCUUGCUUCUUUAUAUGUAAUGCUAACUGAACUGAGAUCAGUCAACUUUCAGUGGUAGUGUGUGAGAUAAUUGAUGUCUAGCUUAGCUGUGUCAUCCCAGUAUCAUUAGGCAGCCUUAGGAUGGAAGCCGUUUCACAUGGAGCCUGCUAGACUAAAAGAUCUGCUGCCUAUAGGACUGGCUAAGUCUUCCUUUGCUCUUCUGGUCAGUUCCUAGCACACUGACACAAGCACAUGUAACACAGCAUUUAGUUAAAUCAGAAAACAUACCAUCUUAAAAGCUGACAUGUGAAAUUACAUUUUGUAUCUCACAGUAGUAAAAUACUCAAGUCCAUGCAAUACAAUGGAUGAGAAAUUUGCUGUAAGCCCAGUUCCUACAUGAGGGUCAGGCUAUUUCCAGAUUUACUCAGGAGAACAUACAGCCUGUCAAAAGUGUUCUGUGAGAGUAUAGUUCAGUGUAAAGACAGUCCAUCUAUAAUGCAAUACUAAAUUAGCAGAAGGCCAGUAAGACAGUUCUGCUUUUGGACAAAAUUUGAAUGCUUUGUAAAAGUCUAUGCCUGCUUUUCUAAGCAUCACCCUUCCUGUCUGCCUUACAUGUAAAUGUACUGAGAUCAGUAAUAUAAGUGAUCCCAUGAUGAUUUUUGUGUUUUGAAUAUUCUCAGCACUGGUAUGAACUAGCAUUACCACAUUAUCUGUAAAACUGGAUCUAUAAAAUUUGUUUUCUUAUUUAGCCUUGUUUUUUGUCUCUUGCUGCCUUCCAAAUUUUUAGUCCUUUUACUUGUAACCUGCUCAAUGUUCUGGGAGAGAGAUGGAUUUCAACAGAAGAUCCUGUUAUUCUUGGGGAGGUUGGAAUCCUGGUGUCACUCUGUGUGUGUUGCAGACUUCACAAUGGGAAUUAAGUUCCUUGGGACUUCUGCUGUAGAAUAGAUGUGUUUGUGUUAAUGAGGUUUCUGUUUUGUGCUAAAAUUUCAACCAGACAUAAAACUUCAGAACCUGCUUAGGAAAGGCAGAUGGUGGAAGAAAUACUUAAAUACAGAAAUUCAGAAUCUUUGUGCAUUACUGCAUUACCAUCAGUUUUGACUUCUAAAAAAUGAAUUGCAAGCUAAUAGCUAUUCCACUUUUCAGGGAAAAGAGUAAUACACUAUUUCAGAUCAAAUUAAGUACUGACUCUGGAAAAAUUAUUUUUGAUUCCUUUUAUUAAUGUUUUGACAAAGUAAAUGGGGAGAAAAUACGGGCAGUUAGGGACAGAACAUCCUAGAUGUGUUUUUUUGAUGCACUGACCUCAAAGGUGGAAGUAUUUAAGCAUAAUCUAAUAUUAUUCCCUGCCAGAAUGACCAUUUCAAAUAUUCCAGUGAAAGUAAAAUAACUCGUAAGAUUGAGAACAUGAUGGUUUGUCCUUUCCCAUUCAUGGCUAUGUAGGAAUUCAGCCUAUAGUUUUCUACUUACUAAGGCUAAGAUUGAAAGGUCUUAAAUCUUUAUCUGUGAGCUGCUGGGGUAACAAAGGAGAUAAGAGGAUAUGGUUGUUUACCUUCACUAGGCUCAGGAAUCUUCCUGUAAAGAGAUACUAAGUCAAAACUCAUGUUAAAUUCAGUUCACAUUUUAAAAGGUUCAGCCUUGAGACAGAUUUUCAGCAAGCAAUCUAGUGACUUAAUAAUUAACCACCUCUACUAGGAGGAGUAAGCUGGUUGAAUUAUUUUUAUAAUCAGUAUUUUUUUAUGGAAGCGGGGAAGGAGCACUAUGGUAUUUUAUACAAAUUUGUAGAAGCCCAGAAUACAGAACAGGGAUUGCCUUUGGGAAGGACAGUUGCACAGAACCAUUAUUUGGGUUCAAAGAGAAGCAGUGAACACAGGAUUAAGACACAGAUCAUGUAUCAUGCAGAUGACUAACUGCUCACACAUCCCAAAUAUCACUCAUGAAAAGUGUAAUUUUGAAUAAAAAAAUACAGAACUGACUCCUGUUUCUCCCUCCCCCCCCC